Molecule: messenger RNA, 4790 nt
Organism: Anarrhichthys ocellatus (wolf-eel)
Lineage: Eukaryota; Metazoa; Chordata; Actinopteri; Perciformes; Anarhichadidae
Gene: rasal1a
Product: RAS protein activator like 1
Exons: 19
Coding region: 832-3447 (871 amino acids)
Biological process (GO): intracellular signal transduction; cellular response to calcium ion; negative regulation of Ras protein signal transduction
Molecular function (GO): GTPase activator activity
Source: RefSeq, a predicted model, not a curated record
GAAUGUCUAUUGCCUACAGUCAAAGUGCUCAUCUAUCAUCACAGUUGGAAUAUUUGCAGUUCCCACAACUCUCUGCACAUGUUUGCCCGAGUGCAGAGUGUAUGAUCAAGGUGGUGGUGUCCACAGCGUGGCUCAUGCGAUGCAGAGAACCUGAUACUGGUCCGGCCUUUAAAACACCCGCAGGUAACCAUGGAGAGGGUGCAUCAAUUAUUGCAGUGAGCUCAUGGUGUAACCAAGGAGAAUGCUGGAAGCUGGUUCAGAGGUGUUCUCAGUUUGAGUGGGGAAAGUACAGAUGUAGUACAGUGCGAUAUUUCCAAGUGGUGCGAUUUGACAGCAAUCCAGAUUUAUUUGAGAGAAAGAAAAUGUCUGACGUGUGAAAGAACAAACAUGGGGUGAAUGCAAUGGCUAUUGUUCCAUCUGGCAUGUUACAGCAAACAGCGCAAUGAUUCACUGCCGACACUCACUAAUUAUCUGAUAGUGUUACUGGCCAAUUGACUCCUCCAGUGAGAUGUUCAUGGAUGAUGUGGCUGGUAGAUUGUGGUGGGUACAGUACACUCUUAGAAAUAGAAAGGUUGAUACUGAUAAAAGAUUUUCCCUUUUAUAGGGUAUUCUUUGAAAUCCUUUGAACCUAUUAACAAUAUGAUGUAUGUCUGGUAUAGAUACUGAAAUAUUGAUUUUUGUCAAUACCUUUCUUUCAAUAAUAUACACCUGUUUUUCUUUAAAAUCCGUUUUUAUUUAGACGGUCUAAUAUUGGCAAAAUAAUAAUCUAAAUAGUACCUCAAUAAUAAUAUCUGAGCAAACAUUCAGUGCCAACUUUCGGUACUUAGUGUUAUGGACGCAUUACCGAUAAUAGGAGAACCAAUGAUAAAAGAUAAAAGUCUGAAAAGGCACACAUGUUUUUUUCUUUUAUCUUCGUCCAUAAAUCAUCCUGCGGUCCAAAACCCCAGUAUUUCUUUUACAUAUUACUGGAAAAAGCAUGUGAUCUGUCUACCCUCCGGUACGGACUCCUGCCGUCACUCUACUGGUCUCUAUUGUUGCAUACAUUCAUGUGAUGUGUUUCUGCGUAUAAGGUCUAAUAAGCACCCAUGUGAAACCUCUCUCUUCAGGACUGCCACAGUGUGGAAGAACCUCAGUCCUUUCUGGGGGGAAGAGUACACACUGCACCUCCCGAUGGGGUUCCAUUCCCUCUCCUUUCAUGUCAUGGACGAAGACACAAUUGGCCAUGAUGAUGUCAUCGGAAAGAUAACUCUGAGCAAAGAAGCCAUUGGAUCUCAAGCUAAAGGACUAGACAGCUGGAUGAACCUGACGAGGGUCGACCCUGAUGAAGAAGUCCAGGGAGAAAUCCACCUGAGCCUGGAGCUACUGAAAGACACAGAGAAGAUCAGCCUGCGAUGUCAAGUCAUUGAAGCCAGAGACUUGGCUCCAAGAGAUAUUUCUGGAACCUCUGAUCCUUUUACAAGAGUUAUUUUCAACAACCACAGUGCAGAGACCUCGAUUAUCAAGAAGACCCGUUUCCCUCACUGGGGAGAAACACUGGAGCUGGAGUUAGAUCCAGAGGAGCUGAGUGAGGAGGGAACUGUCACUGUGGAGGUCUGGGACUGGGACAUGGUGGGCAAAAAUGACUUUCUGGGAAAGGUGGAAAUCCCUUUUGCUUGUUUGAACAAGACACCUUCGUUAGAGAGCUGGUUUCGUUUGCUUCCCUUGGGAAACAAUGAGGUUGAUGCCGGUGGCAAGCUGGGAGCGCUGCGUCUGAAGGUGCGUUUGGUGGAGGACCGAAUCUUGCCGUCUGUGUACUAUCAGCCCCUCAUUCACCUUCUGGUGGAGUCAGUCAUCUUCCCUACAGAGGUGGAGGAUAGCAGUGCACUGACCAUGCUGGAGGAGGUGAACACGGUUGAGAGCCGGCAGGAUGUGGCAAUGACCCUGGUGAAGAUCUACCUGGGCCAGGGCCUGGUGGUGCCCUUCCUGGAUUACCUCAACACGCGAGAGGUCAACAACACCACUGAUCCAAACACUUUAUUUCGCUCCAACUCCCUCGCCUCCAAGGCCAUGGAACAGUUCAUGAAGGCUGUUGGCAUGCUGUAUCUCCACGAGGUGCUGAAGCCCAUCAUCAACCGCAUCUUUGAUGAGAAGAAGUACAUUGAGCUGGACCCAUGUAAGAUCGAUCUGAACCGCACAAGACGAAUUUCAUUUAAAGGUGCAGUGUCAGAGGCAGAGGUGCGGGACAGCAGUGUGGAGAUGCUGCAGAGCUACUUAACCAGCAUCAUCGAAUCAAUCGUGGGCUCAGUCGAUCAGUGUCCUCCUGUCAUGAGAGUCGCCUUCAAACAGCUACACAAGAGAGUAGAGGAGCAAUUUGCUGAACCUGAGAAUGAGGAUGUGAAGUAUCUGGCCAUCAGUGGAUUCUUUUUCCUGCGUUUUUUCGCUCCUGCAAUCCUCACACCUAAACUGUUCCAGCUGAGGGAUCAGCACGCUGAUACACGUACAAGCAGAACGCUGCUGCUGCUGGCCAAGGCAUUGCAAAGCGUCGGGAACUUGGGCCUUCAGCUGGGUCACGGAAAGGAGCAGUGGAUGGCGCCUCUUCAUCCCAUCAUCCUACGCAGUGUGGCUUCUGUCAAAGACUUCCUGGACAAGUUGAUUGACAUAGAUCAUGACAUUGUGUCUGAGGUGCCACAGAGGGCUGUAUUCAUGCCCUCGGUCACAGUUAAAGAGGGGUACCUCCACAAACACAAGGCAGAGGGACCACAACUGCUAUCCCGCUUUGCCUUUAAGAAACGCUACUUCUGGUUGACUAGUGAGACACUGUCCUACGCCAAGACGGCUGAUUGGCAGGUGCGCUCCUCAAUCCCUAUUCUUUGUGUGUGUGCCGUGGAGAGGGUGGAUGAGAAUGCCUUUCAGCAGCAGAAUGUAAUGCAGGUCAUCACCCAGGACCACGACGGACAGCUGCACACCAUGUACAUCCAGUGCAAGAAUGUCAAUGAGCUGAACCAGUGGUUGUCGGCAAUCAGGAAAGUCAGCAUCUACAAUGAGCGCAUGCUGCCCUCUUUCCACCCAGGGGCUCAUCGCAGUGGCAAGUGGACCUGCUGCCUGCAGGCGGACCGUGCUGUUAUAGGCUGCAGUAGAACCCACUCAGCUGUGACACUGGGUGACUGGAGUGACCCGCUGGAUCCUGAUGUAGAGACACAGACCAUAUUCAAGCAGCUUCUCCAGGGCAGAGACAAACUCAGGAAAAAAUAUGUAGAGAUGCCAGACGCUGAUCAGACAUCCAGCAAUAGAGAACCGAUCAACUCUGACAUUCACCCAGAUGGUGCAGAAUGCAAUGUUCAGCUGAUGAAGCCAGGUCAGAGCGUUGCUGCCCGGCUGUUGGUGGUGAUAGAGGAUCUGGAGCAGGCUCAUGCCACCUUCCAGUGCAGAGAAAAAGAGGACGGCACCAGUGUUAUUCUGAAUCCCUAGACUCGACACAGACUUGGAUCCCACUACUAAUGCUUGUAAAAAGGGAAUCCUGCUACUUUGAAUCUUUUGUAUUCUCUGAGUGCCACUGACUUCAACAAUGCCGGGGAGAGAUUAUGAUACCUGAUGACAAAGGGGGGGGGGUCUUUGAAGCAUGAUUUGACAAUCUCUUGCAUGGCCUACAUACACUUGUUGUGAAAUGUGAAAAGAAGCUUUUAUAUUUUGAGAUACUGUACAGGACCUCAGUCAGGGUCCCACAUUUUUAUGCAAAAAGCUUGUUGUAGUGUAAUCUACAGUACCUGAAGGUGUUUUGAUAUUGCUUUCAUCAACGUUUUGUAUUUUAUUGAGGCAAUUUAUCACCAUGGUCGCAAUGUAGCAGUCACAUUAACGUUAUAGAUCAUAGCACCAUGAGUUUUUGAAAUACUGGCACACAUGCCACAGUAUAAUGCUGCCUGUACAAUGAGCAGAAAUAAUAUUAAUGUAAUUGUUGCUUUGGUCCCUUUAUACAAAACAAUGUGCUUUUGUUUCGGUGCUAUGGCCAGUCAACUUAAAUGUUUGGUUCUGAUGUAAUUUGCAUAUUUAAAAAGUCCUAACAUUUGAUGUAGCCAUUCCUAAAGUCAUAAGGGUAAUAUCUACAUGUUAACAAUUGUAUGUCCAUACAUAUAAUUGAGACAAUAGAAGUAACAAUCAUGUGAGAUGUUCCCAUUUGAUACGUUUACAGUUUCUUUCGAUUUUUGUGCCACAAUAUUUGGCUCACAGGUGUCAGGAUAUGUUUGAGAGGCCAAAUUUGUUUUUAAAAUGCUUUUUGAAGCACUCAAAUCAGGCAAUUUUCUCUACAUAUCUGUGGGACACACGAACUGUACACAGGCAUGUUGUAAGGCCAUUUCCCAUAGAGCAGUAGUGUUCAGUGUCUUUCCCUUAAAUAGACGGUGAGUGAGUGUGAUAGAAAUCAAAUCUGUGAUCUCCCAGACAGCCUCAAUAGGCCGUCCUGUCUGUGGAGCCGUUUCCAUUAUAUUCUGGCACAGCUAGUGUAGUGUCUCUUUCUUUUAGAGGAAGAACUGUGGAUAUUUGAGUGGCGUAAACACUCUUCCUGUCUUUAGAUGUAACACUUAGUACACAUGCCAGACAUGACAAUCAAUUUUCUACAUUCUUCAACUAGAGUAAACUUCAGAUGUCACUUAAGAACUCGAUUCCCUGAAUGAGGGCUUUUAUUCUGAAAAAAAAGAAGAGAAAACACUACUGCCUGUAAUUUAUUCUGCAAAUACACCAUGAUGGUUUGUUCCAAGUGGAUUUUUAAUGUGAAGUAAACGCAACUGCAUUGUUCAGUAAACUAUUAUGUCAGCUAA